Micromonas pusilla CCMP1545 is the source of this 864-nucleotide messenger RNA. RefSeq lists its product as uncharacterized. The record is from RefSeq and is a predicted model, not a curated record. NCBI's taxonomy places the organism in Eukaryota, Viridiplantae, Chlorophyta, Mamiellophyceae, Mamiellales, Mamiellaceae. The transcript has 2 exons. The annotation marks the transcript as partial. Gene Ontology annotation, molecular function: 3',5'-cyclic-nucleotide phosphodiesterase activity. Gene Ontology annotation, biological process: signal transduction.
UGGGAAUACGACGUCCUCGCCGCCGCGGAGAGCGGCGGGUACGGCCUCAAGGGCAUCGCGUUCGAGAUCUUCCACGGCGAGGGUCUCGUGGACGCGUUCGCGAUCCCGCACGCGCGCUUCAAAUCCCUCCUCGCGCGCAUCGAGCUGCUGUACUCCGUGGAGAAUCCGUAUCACUGCGCGCUCCACGCCGCGGACGUCCUGAGCGCGACGCACUGCCUUCGCAAGGCGCUCCCGGACGUGUUCUCGGCGGUGGAAACCCUCGCGCUGUACCUCGCCGCGCUCGGACACGACGCCGGCCAUUUCCGCCUGAACAACGCGUUCCUGAAGAACAGCAAACACACGCUCGCGAAGAAGUACCCGGAGUCCGUGCUAGAGAACUUCCACCUCGGCCUCGUGUUCGAACUCCUCGAGGACCCGGACGUGGGGAUCGUGCCGUUUCUCCCCGCGACGGACCUCGCGCGGUUCAGAGCGCUGCUCUCCGCGCUGAUACUCGCGACGGACAUGAGCAAACACAUGGGACUCUUCAAGGAGCUGCAGCGGUGGCCGUGGGUGCGUCCGGCGUUGGAACGCGCGAGCGAGAAGGAUAGACUCGUCGUCAUGCAGCUGCUGCUGAAGUGCGCGGACCUCGCGAACGUCGUGCGGCCGCUCGAGAUCGCGGACGCGUGGGGCAAGCGCAUCAUGGAGGAGUUUUACCAGCAGGGCGAGAAGGAGCUGUCGUUGGGUCUGCCGCUGACGACGUUUCCGAAUCGACGCAACUUUGAUUACGUCUUCGCGCGGCAUCAGCUCGGGUUCCUCGUCAACGUCGUCCGGCCGCUGUUCGAGGUGUUCACUCGGCUGACGUCCUUCGACGCUCGAGAGGCGGUG